CUCAAGUUUUGCCGGAAAUUCCGAAAAAUGACGCCAGAGAGAAGACGUGAUAUUGUUGAGCGUCUUGGCUAUUGCACCAAUUGUUUGGCUCGAAGCCACAAUAUAAGGUCGUGUACCUCGAUGGAGUCUUGCAUAAAAUGCAACCAACUGCACCACACCAUGUUGCACCCAUCGAGGACCCGCAGCCCAUCGCCCAACUUGUCUACCGUCAGCAGCCAACGCAGUCGUGACGCCGAGACCCAGUUACAACCGCACCAACAACCACGUCAACAUCAUCAUCACCAUCGUCAACGUUAUCAUCAGCAUCGUCAACACCGACACCAUCAACCUCGUCAGCCACAUCAUCGUCGUCAUCAACGCCAACAGCCACAUCAUCGUCGUCAUCAACGCCAACAGCUGCAUAAUCAACAACAACAACGUCAUCAAACUCAACAACGUCAUCAAACUCAACAACAUCAACUUCAACAAUCACCAGCUCCAGUUGUUUCAACUACCACACCACCAAUGCCAGAUCAACAUAUCUUGGCUGAAGCUAUUAAAUCGCUGGCCAACGUAUUAUGCUUUCAAAGCAAGCCAGAAUAA
This is a messenger RNA of Calliphora vicina (urban bluebottle blowfly), 582 nucleotides long. RefSeq names its product signal transducer and activator of transcription C-like. Bases 28 to 582 code for a protein of 184 amino acids. NCBI's taxonomy places the organism in Eukaryota, Metazoa, Arthropoda, Insecta, Diptera, Calliphoridae. The record is from RefSeq and is a predicted model, not a curated record. The transcript has a single exon.